This is a messenger RNA of Cladocopium goreaui, 2514 nucleotides long. NCBI's taxonomy places the organism in Eukaryota, Dinophyceae, Suessiales, Symbiodiniaceae. The record is from the annotation of a GenBank genome assembly.
CAAUGAAACUAUUCGGUGAUGUUUGCCUUCAAAUUGGAGAGCAAUGCCGCCAAAUCGACGACGGGGCAAGAACAAUCCUUUCUUGCACUUGAAAAACAUGAGCAGGAAUUGCUGCAGGGACAAUGGGAUGCAGGUCAAUUCGGCGUUGCAACUGUGAUUGGUUGCAAAGUGUCUUAUUCAAAUCUGGACCAACAAUUUGACCUGUUUCGCACGAAGGACGACAAUUUAUUGGUGCUUGGCGAGUACAGAGCUUCUUUGCACAAAUGCGACAUUUAUUGGAGGAUUCCCGGGGACCCGUCCGAAGAAAUUGUCCACUGGGCCAAACUCGAGAUGACGGACAAAGUUGAAGUUCCAGACAGUGACGACAACCAAGAAACUAACCAUGGAACGGAAAUUUCCACUGGGACUGGCACUUUUUUGCUGGAACAUGAAGUGUCUGCCAUGCAAGCACCGGAGAAAACCAACAUGCAUCCACAAACUGCAAUCGGGGGUGACGACCAAUCUCCUCGGCCAAAGAGGCAAAAAAAAACAAUAGUCAAUGCACCCAAGGAUUUGCCUGGGGACAAUUUUCAAUAUUUUCGACCAGUUUCUGAUGGCCAACAUGGCCACCAAAUUGCCCGUGGUAGUGUGACAUCUGCCUUAAAACCACUGCUUGCUCCACCAGAAGAGAAGCGAACUUGCGCUGUAUGUUGCGCUUUGAUGUAUCCUGCCAUUGAGCUGAAACAUGCUGCUUUAGAACAUUUGGUUUGUGAUGUUUGUGCAUGUCCGGCGCUGGAGGGGAGUGGGCAUGAAUUUUGGGUUUGUGGUGAUGACUUGGACGAACUCAGUUGCUGGACAAAAACUUUGAUGGAAUGCACUGACAUGCCUCCGUCUGAGUCCUCAUGGGCCCGUGAGGCUAACUGUGACGUUGUUUGUUGUACAUAUAGCGUUUGUAUUUCUUGUCUUCAGCUUCCACAUAGCGAUCGGCAGCCUCGCAGGCUGCGAAGGCGACUCGGAGUGGUUUGCUGUAACAUCUGUGUCACAUCAACGGUCUCUGUUUUGUGGCUCAAGCCACUGACGUUUGGCAAGCGUCUUUGGCAAAGUACACUGUGCUGCAGCAAGAUGAUGAAAGUUUCUGUGACAGUAAAGAAUACCUUCGUCCACUGUGCUUUUGAUGAGGAGACUGACGGUACGGAAGUAUCCAGUCGGGGAUGCAGUCGCUCAAAAUCCAUGGAGCGUAUGACGAACCAUGACGACAAGGCUGCGGUGCAGAUGUCGAAGUUGGGGAAGAUCUUGCAAGAUGACAAGGAGGCUGUUCGCAGCGCAAGAGCUCCGAUCUCUGCAUCGCCAAAGGAAGCCGACGUUGAACCAAUGAAAGAUGCUCCGCCACCCAAAGAUGCUUCACCGAAACGUCCUCCAAGCCCCGAACAGUUGAUGCAGCUUCGAGACAAGCUGGACGACAAGCUUGACCGCACGCGCAAGUGGUCGUCGGAGACAGGGAGCACUGCGGUGCCUGGAGAGGACACGGAGAUUCGGCCAAGUUUGUCAAACUCUUCAGUGAGCACUAUGACUUCUUUCGAGGCCAACCGCUCAAGGGCAAGCUCGAAUGACACAUCGAAUGGAUCGAUCAGCACCCAGACGGAUGAGUUCAAACAGGAAACUGUGCAGAUGACCAUGAACAUCGAAGAAGAGCCUUAUCGCCCAAAUCCGUGGCAUUCGACAUGGUCGUAUGGCCAGUACCAUGAAACAGCAAAGUGGAAACCCAAACGCAAUCAUGACUUUGCAAGCAAGCCCAACUAUGCCUACAACAAGAGUCAGAGGUGGGACAGUUGGGGGCAAGAUUCUUCUUCGGGUGAAAGCAUGAUGGGUUCGACUUUCACGACUCCGACGCCAUCUCCAAAGUUCACAAAAGACAUGAUGCACGGCCAGUGGGGCAUGAACAAGGACAAGCGCAACUUGCCAAGGGACAGCCGCCACAACCGGGUGCCCAGAAACGUGAACUUGCAAGAGGAGUACCAAAGCAAGGAGAAGGAGGUGACCACCUUGAUGAUCCGCAACAUCCCGAAUCGCUACACCCAGCGGGAGCUGAUCUCGGAGCUGGAGGACUUGGGCUUUGCCGGUACCUUUGACUUCCUCUACAGCCCCCUGGACAAGGGCACCAUGUCGAAUGUGGGUUAUGCCUUCGUGAACUUCAAGAGCCAUGAGUAUGCCAGCAAGUGCAUUGAAGCCUUUCACAACUAUCGCUUCAAGCGUCAUCGCAAGACGUCUGGCAAGGUGGCGGCCGUAUCAGCUGCUCACCUUCAGGGUCUUGAGGCCAAUUUGGCGCAUUACGAGAAGACCGCGGUGAACACUGCAAAGAUGAAGCAGCGCAGGCCUGUUGUGUUGGCCAACAUCUCCUCAUUGACGGCAUGAAGGAUGAAGGUGGGUGCCACUGGCACCUGGAAUGUGAUGACAGGCUGACAAUCUUGCUCAGAGAGAGAAAAGUGAGAGACGAUUUUAGUGCUGCCGAUGGGGCUGCUGCCACAAAGAUUGAAU